Cariama cristata (Red-legged seriema) is the source of this 2550-nucleotide messenger RNA. It is a transcript of the gene PUS7, whose product is annotated as pseudouridylate synthase 7 (putative). Gene Ontology annotation, cellular component: nucleus. NCBI's taxonomy places the organism in Eukaryota, Metazoa, Chordata, Aves, Cariamiformes, Cariamidae. The transcript has 15 exons. Gene Ontology annotation, molecular function: pseudouridine synthase activity; RNA binding. Gene Ontology annotation, biological process: pseudouridine synthesis. Bases 1 to 1953 code for a protein of 650 amino acids. The record is from RefSeq and is a predicted model, not a curated record.
AUGGAAACUGUAGAAAUGAAUAGUGUAUCCUUGAAACGUCCUCACUCUGAGGAUGAUGUGGCUAAUGCAGACGAAAUUAAAAGACAGAAGAUCUCAGAGAAGUCUAAGACAGGGAACGACUCUGGGCAGAGCAUUGAGACUGUAACAGAACAACCUGACAAAACUCUGCUUGAGGACACGAAAAAUGAAAUAAUCCCCAAUGAGGAAAGUGAGGAGCAGGAAGAUGAGGAACUAGAGGACAGUGAUGAAGAUGGAGAUCCAGAGAGCUUUGCAGACAUGAUGAAGCAUGGACUGACAGAAAGUGAUGUUGGCAUAACUAAAUUUGUUAGCUUUCAUAAAGGGUUUUCUGGAAUCUUAAAAGAGAGAUACUCGGACUUUGUCGUCCAUGAAAUAGGCAAAGAUGGACGUGUGAGCCAUUUAGAUGACUUUUCUGUUCCAGUGGAUAAUGAGGACCCAUCAGAAGAAACAUUUACGGUUUUGUCAGACGAAGACAAGCAGCGUUUAGAGGAGCUCCAGCUGCUUAAGAAUAAGGAAACUAGUGUUGCCAUAGAGGUAAUUGAUGACACCAAAGAAAAAAGAACAGUUAUCCAUCAGGCUGUGAAGUCCUUGUUUCCUGGACUGGAGACUAAAACAGAAGAUCGAGAUGGAAAAAAAUACAUUAUUGCAUAUCAUGCUGCUGGGAAGAAAGCACUGGCAAAUCCAAGAAAACACUCUUGGCCAAAAUCUAGGGGAAGCUACUGCCACUUCGUACUGUACAAGGAGAACAAGGAUACUAUGGAUGCCAUUAAUGUCCUAUCCAAAUUUUUAAGAGUGAAGCCAAACAUAUUUUCCUAUAUGGGAACUAAAGAUAAAAGGGCUAUAACAGUUCAAGAGAUUGCUGUUCUCAGAAUUACUGCACAAAGACUUGCUCAUUUGAAUAAAUGUUUGAUGAACUUCAAGUUAGGAAAUUUCAGUUACAAGAAUCAUCCACUGAAAUUAGGAGAACUGCAAGGGAAUCAUUUCACUGUUGUUCUCAGAAACAUAACAGGCACGGAUGACCAGAUAGAGCAAGCAAUGCACUCUCUCAGGGAAAUUGGAUUCAUUAAUUACUAUGGAAUGCAAAGAUUUGGAACCACAGCUGUUCCUACAUAUCAAAUUGGCAGAGCUAUUCUACAGAACAAUUGGAAUGAAGUAAUGGAUUUGAUAUUAAAGCCACGACCAGGAGCUGAAAAGGGAUACUUAGUAAAAUGCAGAGAAGAAUGGGCAAAGACUAAAGAUCCAGCAGCAGCCCUCAAGAAACUACCCGUAAAAAGGUGCGUGGAAGGACAGCUUCUACGUGGGCUCUUAAAGUAUGGAAUGAAGAACAUAAUCUCUGCAUUUGGCAUAAUACCAAGAAAUAAUCGUUUAAUGUAUAUUCAUAGCUACCAGAGUUACGUGUGGAAUAAUAUGGUGAGCAAGAGAAUAGAAGAAUACGGGCUUAGAGCUGUACCAGGAGAUCUCACGCUUAAAGGAGCCACAGCUGUUCAUAUCGAAGAAGGAGAUGCUGAUAACUACACUAUCCACGAUGUAGUGAUGCCAUUGCCUGGAUUUGAUGUUAUUUAUCCAAAGCAUAAAAUUGGUGAGGCCUACAAGGAGAUGCUAGUAGCUGACAAUCUUGAUAUCAACAACAUGAGGCAUAAAAUCAGAGAUUAUUCACUUUCUGGAGCAUACAGAAAGAUUAUCAUUCGACCUCAGAAUGUCAGUUGGGAGGUCGUUGCCUAUGAUGAUCCCAGAAUCCCAUUAUUUACUACGGAUUUGGAUAAGCUGGAAGGAAAACCAUUACCGGUUCUUCCUACAGAUGGUAAAUUCAGGGCACUAAAGAUGGAGUUCUCCCUUCCCCCAUCCACUUAUGCUACCAUGGCGAUUCGAGAAGUUUUGAAAAUGGACACAAGCAUAAAAAACCAGACACAACUGAAUACUACCUGGUUACGCUGAGUAACUGCAAAAAUGACUUAGAUUUUAACCUAUAUAAAGUGUUUUCCUAUUUACAUGUUAUGUACAAAUCUUUAAAGAUUGGUACUAAGAGAUUUGUAUUUUUUAAAGUUUUUAUUGGUGUUAGCAUUUAACUUCAGUAGUCAUUUGCAAGAUGGUGGCUGUAAUAUAAUAUAGAUCUUAGUGACUGGUGCUUUUUAAUGAAUAAGUUGCUUGAGCUGUGUCAUGGGUGCAUCUUUAAGAAAUAGGCUUAGAAUAGUUUCAGACCUGGAAGAAUGUUUAGCUUGCCUUUUUUUCUGGCAAGCACUGAAUGUUUUCAUGAGUUCAGCACACCUUGAAGUCUCUUCAAGUACAUUAAAUUACAGCUUAGGAAGUGAGUUACAACUGAAUUAAGAUACUGCAGGAGUUUUUGCUAGUAGCAUUUGCACUGAUGUAGAAGAUUCUGUUAGCAAGGCUUUUUAUGUGCUGUAAAGAUGUACAGCUGCUUUAAUUAGUUGGUCUUUUCAUUGAGAAAAUACUUGUAUUUUCCAGCUUUACUAAUACCUGUACUAAAGAACAGGUACUGAAAAUAAAUUAACUUAGAAGUCUACGCGUGUAUCA